This is a messenger RNA of Onychomys torridus (southern grasshopper mouse), 6527 nucleotides long. It is a transcript of the gene Dip2b, whose product is annotated as disco interacting protein 2 homolog B. Gene Ontology annotation, biological process: translation. NCBI's taxonomy places the organism in Eukaryota, Metazoa, Chordata, Mammalia, Rodentia, Cricetidae. Gene Ontology annotation, cellular component: ribosome. Gene Ontology annotation, molecular function: structural constituent of ribosome. The record is from RefSeq and is a predicted model, not a curated record.
GCGCUCACGUGACCCUGGCUCAUGGCGGCGGCGGCGGCGGCAGCGGCAGCGCCGGCGGCUCUCGGCGGCUGGAGCCGGAUCCUGUAGCCGGGGUGUGGGCCCGCGUCAGUCCGUCCCUCCUUCGGCCCCCUCUCGUCUUCCGGAGUGUGGCUGGCCGAGCCGCGAUGGCGGAGCGAGGCCUGGAGCCGUCGCCGGCCGCGGUGGCCGCGCUGCCCCCCGAGGUGCGGGCGCAGCUGGCGGAGCUGGAGCUGGAGCUGUCCGAGGGGGACAUCACCCAGAAAGGAUAUGAAAAGAAGAGGGCCAAACUCCUGUCUCCAUACAGCCCACAGACCCAAGAAACUGAUUCAACAGGACAGAAAGACAGAAGCCAGACUCCUGCUCCCACUGCAGCUCAGACUUCCGCUCCUUCCAAGUACCAUCGAACUCGAUCUGGAGGGGCCAGAGAUGAGCGCUACCGAUCAGAUAUCCACACAGAAGCGGUUCAGGCUGCCCUGGCAAAGCAUAAAGAACAGAAGAUGGCUUUGCCCAUGCCCACCAAAAGACGGUCCACGUUUGUCCAGUCUCCUGUGGAUGCUUGCACUCCUCCUGACACGUCUUCGGCCUCUGAGGAUGAGGGCUCUCUGAGACGCCAGGCUGCGCUCUCUGCUGCCUUGCAACAAAGCUUGCAGAAUGCCGAGUCCUGGAUCAACCGCUCAAUUCAGGGAUCGUCCACCUCUUCAUCUGCAUCUUCUACGCUGUCCCACGGAGAGGUCAAAGGAACCAGUGGGUCUCUAGCUGAUGUAUUUGCCAAUGCCCGAAUAGAGAAUGUCUCAGCUCCUCCUGAUGUCACUGCAACUACCUCCUCCUCCUCCUCACUUCGCCCAGCAAACAUUGACCUGCCCCCUGCCGGCAUAGUUAAAGGCAUGCACAAAGGAUCCAACAGGUCCAGCCUUAUGGACACAGCAGAUGGUGUUCCUGUCAAUAGCAGAGUAUCCACAAAAAUCCAGCAGCUUCUCAGCACUCUGAAACGACCCAAAAGGCCCCCCUUAAAGGAGUUUUUUGUGGACGACUCAGAAGAAAUUGUGGAAGUACCUCAGCCAGAUCCCAACCAGCCAAAGCCUGAGGGCCGACAGAUGACGCCAGUGAAGGGUGAGCCCCUCGGAGUCAUCUGUAACUGGCCCCCUGCACUGGAAUCCGCCCUGCAGCGCUGGGGCUCUACCCAAGCCAAGUGCCCCUGCCUGACCGGGCUGGACGUGUCCGGGAAACCAGUCUAUACCCUCACAUAUGGAAAGUUGUGGAGCAGAAGUUUAAAGUUGGCCUACACACUGCUUAAUAAACUGGGGACCAAAAAUGAACCUGUGUUAAAACCUGGAGACAGGGUUGCCUUGGUUUACCCCAACAAUGAUCCAGUAAUGUUUAUGGUGGCUUUUUAUGGAUGUCUCCUGGCAGAAGUGAUUCCAGUACCCAUAGAAGUACCAUUGACCAGAAAGGAUGCCGGAGGUCAACAGAUUGGCUUCUUGCUGGGGAGCUGUGGGAUUGCCUUAGCUCUCACCAGUGAAAUUUGUCUGAAGGGCCUGCCAAAAACUCAGAAUGGAGAAAUUGUACAGUUUAAAGGUUGGCCUCGGCUCAAGUGGGUUGUAACAGAUUCCAAGUACCUUUCCAAGCCUCCCAAAGACUGGCAGCCCAACAUCGCCCCCGCUGGUACAGAACCAGCGUACAUUGAGUACAAAACAAGCAAAGAAGGGAGUGUGAUGGGAGUUACAGUGUCCCGGAUUGCAAUGCUGUCUCACUGCCAAGCUCUGUCACAGGCCUGCAAUUAUUCUGAAGGAGAGGCCGUGGUAAAUGUUUUAGACUUCAAGAAGGAUGCUGGGCUGUGGCAUGGCAUGUUUGCGAACGUAAUGAAUAAGAUGCAUACAAUUAGUGUACCCUACUCUGUUAUGAAGACCUGUCCUCUCUCUUGGGUUCAAAGAGUCCAUGCCCACAAAGCCAAAGUAGCUCUUGUGAAGUGUCGGGACCUACACUGGGCCAUGAUGGCCCAUCGGGACCAGAGGGACGUGAGCCUGAGCUCUCUCCGGAUGCUGAUUGUCACCGAUGGCGCCAAUCCCUGGUCUGUGUCAUCCUGUGAUGCUUUCCUGAGUCUGUUCCAAAGCCACGGACUGAGACCUGAGGCCAUCUGCCCAUGUGCCACCUCUGCUGAGGCCAUGACUGUAGCUAUCCGCAGGCCUGGAGUUCCGGGGGCUCCCUUACCAGGAAGAGCCAUUCUCUCAAUGAAUGGAUUGAGCUAUGGGGUCAUACGGGUCAAUACUGAAGAUAAAAAUUCAGCACUGACAGUCCAGGAUGUGGGACAUGUGAUGCCUGGGGGCAUGAUGUGCAUUGUGAAGCCAGAUGGACUUCCUCAGCUCUGCAAGACAGAUGAAAUUGGAGAGAUUUGUGUCAGCUCCAGGACUGGAGGAAUGAUGUACUUUGGACUUGCUGGUGUGACCAAAAAUACAUUUGAGGUUAUUCCAGUGGCCUCUUCAGGCUCUCCUGUGGGAGACGUACCCUUCAUCCGGUCAGGGCUGCUGGGUUUUGUAGGGCCGGGUAGUUUGGUGUUCGUGGUUGGAAAAAUGGAUGGAUUACUCAUGGUUAGUGGUCGGAGGCAUAACGCUGAUGACAUUGUCGCCACCGGCCUGGCUGUGGAGUCCAUCAAGACUGUCUAUCGAGGAAGAAUUGCUGUGUUUUCUGUGUCUGUGUUUUAUGACGAGCGCAUUGUCGUGGUAGCAGAACAAAGGCCCGAUGCCUCCGAGGAAGACAGCUUCCAGUGGAUGAGCCGCGUGCUGCAGGCGAUCGACAGCAUCCAUCAAGUCGGCGUUUACUGCCUUGCUCUGGUGCCUGCUAACACCUUACCGAAGACCCCACUAGGAGGGAUCCACAUAUCUCAGACGAAACAGCUCUUCCUGGAGGGAUCUCUGCACCCGUGUAAUAUCCUCAUGUGCCCACAUACGUGUGUGACGAACUUGCCCAAACCCCGACAAAAGCAACCAGGUCCCUACCGGCAGCUUGUGCUAUGCGUUUGCCGGCAACCAGAUUCCCGACCAUCACAGAGGCAGGGCCUACACCUCCCUAAAAAGAGCGCCUACAGUCAUCAGGUCUGCAAAAACCCUGUCACCUAUCAGGAUGUGGACCGAGAUCACCAGAAACACAGUAACUAUCAUCAGGUCUGCAAAAACCCUGUCACCUAUCAGGAUGUGGACCGAGAUCACCAGAAAUACAGUAACUAUCAUCAGGUCUGCAAAAACCCUGUCACCUAUCAGGAUGUGGACCGAGAUCACCAGAAAUACAGUAACUAUCAUCAGGUCUGCAAAAACCCUGUCACCUAUCAGGAUGUGGACCGAGAUCACCAGAAAUACAGUAACUAUCAUCAGGUCUGCAAAAACCCUGUCACCUAUCAGGAUGUGGACCGAGAUCACCAGAAAUACAGUAACUAUCAUCAGGUCUGCAAAAACCCUGUCACCUAUCAGGAUGUGGACCGAGAUCACCAGAAAUACAGUAACUAUCAUCAGGUCUGCAAAAACCCUGUCACCUAUCAGGAUGUGGACCGAGAUCACCAGAAACACAGUAACUAUCAUCAGGUCUGCAAAAACCCUGUCACCUAUCAGGAUGUGGACCGAGAUCACCAGAAACACAGUAACUAUCAUCAGGUCUGCAAAAACCCUGUCACCUAUCAGGAUGUGGACCGAGAUUACCAGAAAUAUGAACAAUGCUCGCCCUUUAGUGCAGAGUUCCAUCACCGAGUAGGAACAGAAGGUGUCCCUUAUCUUGUACUGGUUGACCGUGGCCAGCCAGAGGAAGAGGUUGUUCUCCAGCUCCAGAGGAGGAAUCAAGACGGACUGGUGACCGGAAUAGACACUGCAAAGAAGAAGUGGAGGCUGACACUCGUUGACUGUCAGAAUCUUAGAGCACAGCCAGGGGAGAGGCAGCAGAGGGCCACAGUAGUCCCAGGCGCUUCGGGAGCCGCUGGUUACCGUUCCGACAUGGGCAAGUCCAAGAACCACACCACACACAACCAGUCUCGAAAAUGGCACAGAAAUGGUAUCAAGAAACCCCGGUCGCAAAGAUAUGAAUCUCUCAAGGGGGUGGACCCCAAGUUCCUGAGGAACAUGUGCUUCGCCAAGAAGCACAAGAAAGGCCUGAAGAAGAUGCAGGCCAACAACGCAAAGGCAGUGAGUGUCCGUGCAGAGGCCAUCAAGGCCCUUGUGAAGCCCGAGGUGGUUAAACCCAAGAUGCCGAAGGGCCCCAGCCGCAAGCUCAGCCAUCUUGCUUUCAUCGCUCACCCCAAGCUCGGGAAGCGGAUUAGAAGCUCCAUGGCCAAGGGUCAUGGGCUCUGCCAACCAAAGCCCAAGGCUCAGCUCCAGCUCAGGCUCCCAAAGGUGCCCAGGCCCCUAAAGGAUCUUCCUAACUAUGUUUCUGGCACCAAUGUCUUCCAGACCCGAGGGAUCAACCUCUCCUGCAUCAGGACCUGUGUGGUGGUAGCAGAGGAGCGACCCCGCAUCACCCUCCAGCAGUCCUUCUCCAAGCUCUUUAAAGACAUCGGUCUGUCCCCUCGCGCUGUCAGCACCACGUUCGGGUCCAGAGUCAAUGUGGCAAUAUGUUUACAGGGAACCUCGGGGCCUGAUCCCACAACUGUGUAUGUAGACCUGAAGUCGCUGAGACAUGACAGGGUCCGUCUUGUGGAACGGGGUGCCCCCCAGAGCCUCCUGCUCUCUGAGUCUGGAAAGAUCUUACCUGGAGUAAAAGUGGUUAUCGUUAAUCCUGAGACCAAAGGACCUGUAGGAGACUCUCACCUGGGUGAGAUCUGGGUAAAUAGCCCCCAUACAGCCAGUGGCUACUAUACCAUCUAUGAUAGCGAGACUCUUCAAGCGGAUCAUUUCAACACCCGCUUGAGCUUCGGAGACGCUGCGCAGACUCUGUGGGCCCGGACAGGGUACCUUGGGUUCGUCCGAAGGACCGAGCUCACAGCCGCCACUGGAGAGCGCCACGAUGCCUUGUAUGUGGUGGGUGCGCUGGAUGAGACACUGGAGCUGAGAGGAUUAAGAUACCAUCCGAUUGACAUAGAGACCUCCGUGUCCCGAGUCCACAGGAGUAUUGCUGAGUGUGCCGUGUUCACAUGGACCAACUUGCUGGUUGUGGUUGUAGAGCUGUGUGGCUCUGAGCAGGAGGCCCUGGACCUGGUUCCUCUGGUGACCAAUGUGGUUCUAGAAGAGCAUUACCUCAUCGUUGGUGUUGUGGUUGUGGUGGACCCGGGGGUCAUCCCCAUCAACUCCAGAGGAGAGAAGCAGAGGAUGCACCUCCGAGACAGCUUCCUGGCCGAUCAGUUAGACCCUAUCUAUGUGGCCUAUAACAUGUAGCCGGGCCUGUGGGGCCAUCCUAAGGCUCAGAGAGACCCAAGACCCGCGGCUAGGGGCAGGCUUGCAGCGGACAUGAAGAUGGCUCCCAAGUAGCCUUCAUCUCAUCCUGUGCGAUUCUGCAGUCCCAGAACACCCAGGAAAGGGGAAUUCUGCCACAGCGCGUACUAAAGCAGCAGUUCCAUGCAUGUUGCAUUUUCCCCAUCUGGUAUACAUACCUGUAUUUUUACCUAAUGUUUUAGACUUUUGUAAGGGAGUUUAAUGAGUUCAUAUGAAGGGGUAUCUGAGUUCCACAGUUCCCCGGUCUGUACUGUAUUUUGCCAUUUUCCCAUAGUCAGGUGUUCUGCAGGGUUUCUUAAUAUGAAACUACCAAGCUUGAGUCAGCCUAUAAGCAAAUCAAAUAACCCGUGUUAGAGCCGCUUUAUGUGUCUAAUUCUCAGUUAUAAACAUCUGACCAGUGUUUAAUCGUGUAAAUAAGAGUGCGCAUAACUCAACUAAGGAACCGAGCAAUCAGCUUGCCUAGCUGCAGCUGGCAUGGUGUGGUGAGCCCAGCUUGCCCAGCAGCACAGCGCCUCCUGUCUGCCUGUGGGGGUGUGUGCACCAGAGCUGCCUGUGUGUGUUUUUAAAGCUCAUACUCCCAGAGUUAGCUGAGCUUCUAAGGAUUCUUCAACUCAUUCCUCUGAGAUGAAAAAAAAAUCUCAUGUCGGAAUUUUAGAGGUAGCUAAGAUUCACCCAUUCCUAACCCACGCUACGGAACUGCGGUAGUCCACUGGGACCAGUGUUGAAACUGUUUCCGCAUUUAGAGUGACUACAGAGAAUUGCCAAGUUCCGCUUUUUCCAUGCUCCGUGUCAGCAGAUGUAGAGCUCCCCCACCCCUGAAAACUGAGGAAUGACUCUGCCCUCCAAAGUCCGAGGACAAACGCCAGGCUGGGAGGCAGUGGGUCAGCUAGCUCUUAAACUGUAGGCCACUUGCGUACAUCCUAACACUAACCAGCCGGGGCUGCCAGAAUAGCCAGGCUCCUGGGAAACAGGGAAGUCUGAUGUAUGCAAGAAACUCUUUUGAAAUAACUGGUGACUGGGCCACACUCAGUAUGGGACUGAGUUUGGCCUCUGGCUCAGUUUUCUUUCUUUGGUCUGAAACUUCAUGUAUUUGAAUAUAGUUAA